Nilaparvata lugens (brown planthopper) is the source of this 2756-nucleotide messenger RNA. RefSeq names its product group XIIA secretory phospholipase A2 (gene GXIVsPLA2). Gene Ontology annotation, molecular function: calcium ion binding; A2-type glycerophospholipase activity. Gene Ontology annotation, cellular component: extracellular region. Bases 209 to 817 code for a protein of 202 amino acids. The record is from RefSeq and is a predicted model, not a curated record. Gene Ontology annotation, biological process: arachidonate secretion; phospholipid metabolic process; lipid catabolic process. Lineage: Eukaryota; Metazoa; Arthropoda; Insecta; Hemiptera; Delphacidae. The transcript is spliced from 4 exons.
CGUCAGAGACAAAUCAGCUGUUUCUUGAUGUUUUUAUUUUACCGCAGAUUUUUAUUCAAAUUUAACCUCACUUUGACAUUAGUAAUAAGGUCGGUCAAUAUCGUAAACAUAAUUUCUAGUGGUAAAUGCAUCUGAAUUCUGAAAAUUCUUCUUAUAUUAACGCGAGACAUUGAUAUUUUGCAUUUUAUUUAAUCACAAAUCUUUCUCAAUGGAAAUAAACAAAACAAAAUGUCUUAUUUAUUUGCUAACUUUUGUAGGUUAUGCAUGGAGCGGUUACGGUUCAUCUGUACUAGCUAAUCUCAGAGAGGCUGUUUUAGCUGCUGAAAACGUUUUUGGAAAUGUCAUGGAAAAUGCAGUCAAAGUUCUAAAUAGGUUUUCAGAAUAUCAAGGUCAUAUACAUAGUUUGGCUGAAGAGGAGUGCAUAUUUAAAUGUCCGGACGGAAGUUCUCCGAAGCGUAAUAAAUAUUAUAAAGCAACAGCAAACGGAUGUGGACCAGAAGGAAUGGCAAAGAUAGACAUGACUUAUCUACCUUUCGAUGGAAUGACAAAAUGCUGCAACGAGCACGACAUUUGCUAUGGCACUUGCAAUAACGACAAAGACGGAUGCGACUUGUCAUUCAAACGGUGUCUAUAUAAGAUCUGUGAUAACUACAAACCACCCAAAGAAGUAGAGUUCAUUCGUACAGGUUGUAAGUUGGCUGCUAAAGGUUUUUCAAGUGCAACGUUGAUUGGCGGCUGCCCAGCCUACUUGAAUGCACAAAAAGAGGCGUGCUUCUGUCCGGAGGACUCCAAAAAGCGCCCUUCCGAAGAGCUGUAACACUGCAACUCUAAACGGACUCGUGUUCUCCCUACUUGGAAUUGGCGCAUUUAUCAAAAUUUAUAUUCUUUAUCUAAUCUACGUAUAAUGACUUAGCAGUAAGAAAUGUUUAUUUAUUUUUCAAUCAAGUAGCUAUUGUGAUAUGAGGAUUUGUGAUUUCAACUAUUUUUAAAAAUACCGUAACGUACAUAUACGUAAUUAGCUUAAAUCGACCUCACACCAUAAUCUAGUCAACCCCUUCGAAUUGAGAUAUGUUUUUCAAUCUCUAUACCUUUAUAGACCUACUUUCAAGUUUUCGAGCUUCACAAAUACGCUUAUCAAGAGUGUAUUUUCAUCGCCUCAGAACUAUUAUAGAUUCUAGCUUCAAUAGAUAAGUGUAUCAAAUGUCUCAGAAAUCUGCCAAAGAAUGUCCACCAUGAUCACCGCAUUUUAAAAACUAUAAAGUAGGUAAUGUCAUUAUGAUGAUGACUAUCUACGUGAACGUCGUAUUCUUGUAUACUGUAUUUCGAUGUGAUAUUCGUCCAAUGAAUUCUGAUUUUCAACCAUCAUAUUGCUAUGUAAUUCUAUUAGUUCGAAGAAUACUGAAUCCAGAUUGCCAAGUGAACUCUGUAUUCUCAUAAAUCAUUUUAUACUGUAAUAUCUUCGUUCAUCGUAUUCUAAAUCUUGGAACACCAUUAAUUUGUUGUAUUGUAAUUUUAAUACUUGUACUUCAAAUUGUUUAUUAUGAUUAUUAACUUCAAGAUUUAAUUUUUAACACUAUAUUAUUCUCGUCAUUAUAUAAGCUCAGAGAGUUCAGAUAGCAGUACGAACUGUAACUCCUUAUUGAGUUUUUUUGUAUACAGAGGUUUUUUUCAAUACACAUUUUUGAGAGUAUAAUGCCAAGUUUCUACAAGUACUAUCUUUAAGAAUGCGAUUUGAGUAUUCAAUAAACAGCUACGUUGUUCAUAAUUAUGUCAUAGUUUGCCAGUGCUCUGUACCCUGUUGCGUCUUAAAUAUAAUUUUGUUGAAUAUAUUUUUGACAGCGCAUAAUAAAUUGAGAUAGGUGGAAAUCAAAAUCGACUGAGACCGUAUCUAUCAUUUCUGAUAGUCUAUCAUUUGGUGGACAGUUAAAUACGGUACUUACUUACAUUAUAAAAGUUAGAGCAUAUUAUCUUCUACAUAGGUAACUGACCAUUGAUGUGCCUUAUAUAAAUUUGAUAACUAUUUCCUCAGUAGGUAGUCUAAUUGGUUUAUCAAAUUUGUUACUCUAUAAUAUAACAACUCUAUAAAUUAAGUAUAUUAAUAAUGAAAUUAUAUAUUUACAAGGAAGGGUGAACAAUGCCAAUUAAUCAUGAGUUAAAUUGAGAAAGUAAAAUAGUCUGUUGAAUUAACAGUUGCAUUUUGUCAUUUGAUUCGUAUGAACAUUUUUUAAUAUAAGAAUUUCCAAUUAUAAAAUUCCAUCUUCAGGAAGCAUGCAGUUUUUCAUUUGAAUAUACGGAUUUAAUGUUUCCAUGUAAUUUUUGUACUUGUUACACAGGGUAAUAAUAGAUUAUAUGUUUAAAUCUGCAAUCUAAUUUAUUUUACGAAAAUACUAAACUAGCAAACAGUAGUUGAUAAUAAUUUUCAUUAGCAGUUCAGAUCUCUCAGGUCUAAGGAAUUACAGUACCUAUUAGUAUAAGGGUAGGUAACACAUAUACUGAACUAGAUAAUUUUGUGUGAUUUAAAACAACUGUUGUAUGUUUCCAAGCUUAUUAAUAAAUAUUAGUGAUUACGGUUCAAGAUUAGCUGUGAAAAGAAAUUAUAAAGCAUUUUAAUUUAAUUUAGAAAUUAGUUUCCUUAAUGUAUUUAUCUGUUUAAAGGAUGGACAGUUUUCGUUUUCGUAACAAAUUGUUGUAACAAGCGAUCAGUUUUUAUAAGUGUUUUUGUUGAUUUUGUUCUAAUAUAGUUCCUUUCCAAUAUU